GUAUCUACAUUCAGUAUUCCGCGUUACCAUCUCAUUGUUAGACAGCUUUUUAAAAAGCUUCGGUGUAGGUACUAAAAAUAAAGCUCUAAGUACAAAAUGAAGUACCUCGAUUGGUUAGAUUUGGUCAUGUUCGUCGGUAUGUUGAUUGUAUCGGCAGUGAUAGGUAUUUAUUUCGGGUACUUUGCAGCCGAUAAACAAAAUACAACUUCUCAAUAUUUGAUGGGUGGCAAAACGAUGGGUAUUUUCCCAGUAUCCAUGUCUCUGAUAGCAAGUUAUAUAUCUGGUAUUUCGAUACUUGGAUUACCAUCAGAAAUGUAUGUAUAUGGUACUCAGUAUUCCAUGAUUGUAUUGUCUGAGGUUCUGGUUAGCGUUACAAUGGCUUAUGUUUACCUACCAGUUUUUUAUACGUUACAAAUUACUUCUUCGUAUGAGUAUUUAAAUAAACGGUUCAGUUCGUCUGUCAAGAUCUUGGGAUCGUGUAUUUUUGUUCUUAAAAUGAUGCUGUAUAUUCCCAUCGUAAUUUAUGUGCCAGCUUUGGCUUUGAAUCAAGUUACCGGAGUUAGUCUGCAUUUAGUUACUCCUGCGGUUUGUUUGAUAUGCAUUUUCUACACAACAUUGGGUGGAUUGAAAGCUGUAGUUUGGACAGAUACAUUUCAAAUCAUGAUCAUGAUGCUGGGUAUUGUUGCUGUACUUAUUAUGGGCUUAGUCAACGUUGGUGGUUUUGGAAUCGUUCUCGAACGAGCAGCAGCAUCGAACCGGCUGGAAUUUCUAAAUAUGGAUCCUGAUCCACGAACCCGCCAUACGAUCUGGUCUGUGGUAUUUGGGAACUAUUUCUUCUGGUUGGCAUCAUGUUCUGCAAAUCAAGCCAUGGUUCAGCGAUGUUUAUCCUUGCCAAAUAUUAGAAAAGCAAACAUAGCUAUAGGUAUUUUGGCUGUUGGAAUCAUUGUUAUUGUAGGUUUAUGCUGUUUCACCGGAUUGAUCAUUUAUGCAACUUAUCAUCAAUGUGAUCCAAUUACAGCUAAAAGGAUUAAGAAACCAGAUCAAAUAUUACCAUUCUUCGUAAUGGAAAUGGCAGGAAAUAUACCAGGUCUCCCAGGAAUAUUUCUUUCCGGUGUGUUUAGUGCUGCUUUGAGUACUAUGUCAACUGGUUUGAAUUCGAUGACAGGAGUCAUUUUUGAAGACAUGAUUAAGCCUUUCUGCAAAUCACCGGUUACAGAAUCGAGAGCUAGUACAAUUCUUAAAAUAGUUGUGGUGAUUAUUGGUGUCAUAUGUGUGGCGAUGGUGUUUGUUGUAGAACGAUUGGGAACUUUGAUCCAAGCUGGUAAAAGUCUAUCAGGUAUCACAGCUGGACCAUUACUAGGAAUGUUCAGUUUAGGAAUGUUUUUCCCUUGGGCAAAUGAAAAAGGAGCUUUGAUAGGUGGUAUCGUAAGUCUGAUAACUACUGCCUGGAUCUCGAUCAAUUCUCAAAAAGAAAUCACUCUCGGCAAUAUUGUCUUCCCUAAGAAACCUGUAUCAACAGACGGUUGCCCUGCAGAUUUGAUGAAAAAUAUCACGCUAAUAGACAUCGAAAAAAUUAAAAUACCCUCCGUGGAACCGUUUCCUCUGUUCGAAAUAUCUUACUUAUGGUACACAUUUACUGGUACAGCUGUAGCUAUCAUCGUAGGUCUCGCUAUCAGCUAUAUUUCCGGAUUCAACGAUCCAAAGCUCGUGGAUAAAGAUUUAAUAACACCGGUUGUUCAGAAAUUUUUCUACGAAGAAAAAAAAGAAGAUAACAAUGAAAUGAAAUCCAAGACGACAUCGUAAUCUAUACGACAGCAAAUGCUACGAGUCCAGAUUCGUGAAAAUGUGUCGAUUUUUUUCUAUCGUUUGGUAAAUUUUUCACAAUUAAUAAUAAAUUCUGUACAUUCAA
Molecule: messenger RNA, 1909 nt
Organism: Planococcus citri (citrus mealybug)
Lineage: Eukaryota; Metazoa; Arthropoda; Insecta; Hemiptera; Pseudococcidae
Product: sodium-coupled monocarboxylate transporter 1-like
Exons: 14
Coding region: 97-1803 (568 amino acids)
Biological process (GO): sodium ion transport; transmembrane transport
Cellular component (GO): membrane
Molecular function (GO): symporter activity
Source: RefSeq, a predicted model, not a curated record